AUGACUGUUCCACAACUCUUCUACUUCGACCUUCGAGGUUUUGGAGAAUACAUUCGUCUCCUUUUCCGUGAUAACCAAAUCGAGUUUGAGGAUAUUCGUUUGGAUCAUGAGCCUAAAGACAAUCGUUUGGACCGUGGACUGGAAUGGCAGGAACUCAAAAAAUCCAUGAUAUUCGGACAGAUGCCAUGCCUCAAGCAUGACGGAAAAGAGUACGUUCAAACUGGAGCCAUCAUGCGCCACUUGGCCAGAAUUCAUGGCCUGAACGGAUCCGAUGAGGACGAGGCAACAUUCUUGGACAUGUUCUUCGAAGGUGUCAGAGACACUCGCAAGGAAUACAGUCGUUUCAUUUAUUACGACUCUCCGAAGCGUGAAGAAAUGCUCGAGUCGAUUCUCCCAAGAGAUCUUGCGGAUUUCGAGAAACUCAUGAAGGUUCACCCAGGAGAGUUCAUCAUUGGUGACAAGCCCAACUAUGCCGACUACAUCUUGUUCGAGGAAUUGGACGUUUAUACUCAUCUGUACGCUACGAUUCUCGACAAGUACCCGUCGUUGAAGGCAUUCUGGGUGAAGAUGUGGCAGAGACCAAACCUGAAGGCGUAUUUGGAGAAGCGCAAAGCUGAUCGAGUCUGGAUUAAUGCUAUCGAGAAGGGAUUAGAUUAA
Caenorhabditis briggsae is the source of this 657-nucleotide messenger RNA. Gene Ontology annotation, biological process: glutathione metabolic process. Gene Ontology annotation, cellular component: cytosol. NCBI's taxonomy places the organism in Eukaryota, Metazoa, Nematoda, Chromadorea, Rhabditida, Rhabditidae. The transcript is spliced from 3 exons. Gene Ontology annotation, molecular function: glutathione transferase activity. The coding region runs from base 1 to 657 and encodes 218 amino acids. The record is from RefSeq and is a predicted model, not a curated record.